AUGGGGAGAUUCAUUCAACUCGGAGCUCUUGCUUGCUUGUACCUGGGCGUGGAGUCCAAGGCGCUGAGAUGGCAGGACGAUACCCCAAGCUGGUCUCCACCCAGGCAGACCAUUGCUGCGAUGAACAUGGAGGAGCUCGGCUUCAGUCCGAAGCCCACUGCGGCGCCUGAGCCCGGCAAUGUCGACCUGAAGCUGGCCAAGCGUGUAAGAGGCGACGACACCUGUGGUUACAUCUCUGGAGAAGCUACCAACUCCAUCUACUGCGGUACUGGAUCCUGUGUCAUCAACAGCUUCUAUUCUGUUGUUGGUUGCUGUAGCUCUUCCUCAGUCACAGACUGCACCACAAUUGCUACGAGCUGUCUCCCAUCAAGGUCGGCUAGUCGCGCCAGCAGUGGUGAUACUCGUAUGCAGCUCUGCACUGCCUCGGAAAGACCCGAGUGUGCCACUUACAUCUACUCGGGCUCGCUCUUCAACCGUUAUACCCUUUAUGCAUGCGCUGCCACCGAGGAAGUGAUUGUUGUCUACGCAAACCCUACAGAUUCUUCCGUCACCCAAGAGUCGACGACAGCACCGUCAACAACCUCCCUCCGCAACAUUGCAUCAACCACUGCUACGUCUGCAGCGACUACUAGCACGUCUAGCGGUGGUGGUGGCAGCGGCGGCGGCUCGUCCACUCCCGUUGGCGCUAUCGUGGGCGGCGUCGUCGGAGGCGUAGCGGCUAUCGCACUCAUCGUAUUCGGCAUCAUCUUCCUCCUCCGCAAGAAGAAGAAGGACACCAACAACGUCAACAACAACCAGGCCGCCCACCAGUCUUAUGUCGGACCCCCGCCACCCAACCAGGGACAGCCGCAGAUGUACCAGCAGCCUGGUCCCCCAGCGCAGCAGCCGUCGCCCCAAGGAUACCCUCCUCAGCAACAGCAGGGACACUACCCGCAGGGCUUCACACCUGUGGACAACAACAAUAACAGACAGAGCAUGAUGAAGCAGCACUACGACGUCACCACGGGAUCCUACGACCAGAGCAACAACGGCGUCAGCCCGCCCGCCAGCCCGCCACCCAUGAGCCCCUCGCCCACUUACCAGUCCGGUGUGCCGCAGUACGUGCCGUCUCAGAACAGCGUCAGCCCGACGCAGGGAACGUAUCCUCCCCAGCAGCAGCAGCCGCCGCAACAGCAAGGGGGCUACUACAACGCACCACCUCCCGCUCAAGGACAGCCACCUGCACCACAGCAGCACCAGCACCAACAUCCGGGCUUCGCGUCUGAGUUGCCUGCUCACAGGGGCGACAAUGAGCUGCGUGAGUUGGCUUGA
Messenger RNA from Colletotrichum tamarilloi, 1311 nucleotides. RefSeq lists its product as uncharacterized. Bases 1 to 1311 code for a protein of 436 amino acids. The record is from RefSeq and is a predicted model, not a curated record. NCBI's taxonomy places the organism in Eukaryota, Fungi, Ascomycota, Sordariomycetes, Glomerellales, Glomerellaceae. The transcript is spliced from 3 exons.